GAAGCACAUCUUGUGUUCCUCCUCAGAGAGAAGCGUUCAGAGGUCCAUCUGGUUUUCUGCUGAUUUUAGCGACUGUUGUUGUUGUUGUUGUUGUUGUUGUUGUUGUUGUUGUUUUCUGAAGGUUGACAAACUUUCUUUCUUGGAGCCAAACUCUCAGAAACAAACAUGAGUCACGUCGACGUGAAGAACCUGAAGCCCACCAGCUUUGAAGACGAGUAUUACGAUCAGUAUGAAUAUUAUAAUCUGACCGAUAAAUACGCAGAAGGUUCGGCCCGUAAAGGCAGGACCAAGAAGGAGGCCAGUGAGAACACCAACCGACCCAACCCGUCCGGACAUGAGCGCAAGAUUGUGGAGAAGCUCCAAAACAGCGAGAAGAAAGCCAAGGAAUGAAUACAGAGGGUGACUCGGACGGCUUAUCCUGGAAACCGACCACGGCCUCCUUGGCGACAGAACUAGACGUACAGACGGCGGCAGCGUGCUGAGCUCCGACGGGCGAGGUUUAACCUGGGCAUGAAGAGGAGAGCCUGCAGAUCCAGACGUUCCAGCUGCAGUUGGAGAUCUUCAUCGUCUCGCCGACUGGCAGCAGACUGCGGCUCCUCCGCCUGUAGGUGUUUGUAAAGCACUCACCUGUGGUGGGGUGUACCCGGGUCCCUGUUCAGACCCUGUUCAGACCCUGUUCAGACCCAGAGGGUGCACCUGUGAUUGUGGUGGUGGCAGUUGGGUGAUUUUGAUGUGUUGAAAUGUUUUCAAUGGAUUUUAAAAAGAAGUAUUUUGACUAUUAAAGCUUUUUCUUUUUAAAUGA
Dicentrarchus labrax (European seabass) is the source of this 802-nucleotide messenger RNA. RefSeq names its product nuclear protein 1b (gene nupr1b). NCBI's taxonomy places the organism in Eukaryota, Metazoa, Chordata, Actinopteri, Moronidae. Gene Ontology annotation, biological process: negative regulation of cell cycle; negative regulation of cell population proliferation; regulation of transcription by RNA polymerase II. The coding region runs from base 166 to 390 and encodes 74 amino acids. The transcript has 3 exons. The record is from RefSeq and is a predicted model, not a curated record. Gene Ontology annotation, cellular component: nucleus.